Molecule: messenger RNA, 4652 nt
Organism: Solenopsis invicta (red fire ant)
Lineage: Eukaryota; Metazoa; Arthropoda; Insecta; Hymenoptera; Formicidae
Gene: DCTN1-p150
Product: dynactin subunit 1
Exons: 20
Coding region: 243-4145 (1300 amino acids)
Source: RefSeq, a predicted model, not a curated record
CGCGCAGCAACUGUCAAUGGACUGGAUAUCGACGACACUGCGCGAAACAGACGGGAUUUACUGGAGUGCAUCCGGAGACUCGUGGUGCUCGUUUCAUUCUGUCAUAAAUCAGAUAUUAAUCCGCGUUCGGAGCGGCGAGUGACAGAGCGCGAAGCCGAAGGGAAUCAAGAGAAAUCGCGCACGUAACUUGAUGCACGGCUGAUGCGUCCGUCUGGGGCGAGUCGUGGUUGACGAAUACAGACAUGUCAUUCAAAAUCGGGCAACGCGUCGAGGUUCCCGUGAAGGAGUGUCAAGGCGUGAUCGCCUACGUUGGCCACCCGGCGUUCGCGUCAGGCAAAUGGAUCGGUGUGAUACUCGACGAGCCAAAAGGAAAGAACAACGGCAGCGUCAAGGGCCAGGUGUACUUCAAGUGUGCAGAGAAUCAUGGCAUGUUUGCACGCCAAACGCAACUUAUUCUGUUGGAUGAUGCUGGCAAUAGGACAGAGCCAGUCAGUCCUUCCUCUGUGGGCAGCAAUGCCACAACACCUGAUGAUAGCGCGGCUAGAGCCAGGAGUCGAUUAAAUAGCAUUAGUAUGCGUCGGAGGAACGAGCCUACAGCUGUACGGAGAAAAACAUCUCCUGCAAAUGUUACUCGCCAGCAAACUGACAAACUUUCUAGUUCUCGAUUAUCCUUAUCUGGAAGUAGAACGUUAUUGAGUGCCCCAAGUACAGAAAGCCUAACUGGAACGUCGCACGAACGUAGAGACGGCGGCGAAUCAUUAAUUCCGGCGCCAACUACAGUUUCGAAGCGUGCCUCAUUCGUUGAGAAGUCCCCUAGCACGAGCUCGCCUCCCGGCAAAAAGCCAAAGGCCCAAGAUGAUCAGAAUAAUACAGGUUUUGUAGAAACGUUGAAACCGCAAUUCGUACCCGGUCAGGUGAUGGCGGGUUCGGCGGCGGCCGCGAAUCUGGUGGAAGAAAAACUGUCGCACUUGCAACUCGUGCAAGAGAACGAUAAUUUAAAGUCUCAGGUGCGUGAUCUUACCGAGAAAGUAGAAACGUUGCGUGUAAAACGAAUGCAGGACAAGGAGAGGAUGAAAGACUUCGAAAAGACGAAACUUCAAGUUGAACAGCUUCUUGAAUUUAAAGCCAAAGUCAUGGAGAAUCAAGCAAGCCUUCAAAGAGAACUUCAACGAGCUCGCCAAGAAACUAGAGAAGCUCACGCAGCGAGGGAACAAUACCAAGAGGAAAUGUCUGAUCUUGCAGAAACAGUAGAAAUGGCUACAUUGGAUAAAGAAAUGGCAGAAGAAAAGGCUGAAACUCUUCAGAUCGAGCUAGAGCAACUCAAAGAAAAAUUGGAAGAACAAACAUUGGAUCUAGAGAUAUUACGCACAGAAAUGUCUGAGCGGGCAGCCGGGGGUGGCUCGACUACGGGAGUUUCGAGUUACGAAGUGAAGCAAUUGGAACAGCAAAAUAACAGGUUGCGCGAAACGCUUGUGAAAAUGCGCGAUUUGUCGGCACACGAGAAACAUGAAUUCCAAAAACUGCAAAAGGAUAUGGAUCAGAAGAAAUCUGAGAUCUUGGAAUUGGGUCGCACGAAAGAGAAGUUGUCGGCGCGGGUCGAAGAAAUGGAACAUCAGAUAGCGGAUCUACAGGAACAGGUCGAUGCGGCGUUAGGAGCUGAAGAAAUGGUCGAAAUGCUAGGCGAGAAAAAAAUGGCGUUGGAAGAAAAAGUGGCUGAAUUGGAAGAAGCUGUUGCAGAUUUGGAGGCUCUGCAAGACAUGUCGGAUCAAUUGGCUGAAUCGUCCAAAGAAUUAGAGCUGGAACUUCGCGAGGAAUUAGAUCUCGCACUUGGAGCAGCGCGCGAUGCCCAGCGGCACCGAGAUGCCGCCUUGGAGACGUUGGCAGAUCGUGAAUUGACCAUCACAAAAUUCCGCGAACUCACACAUCAGUUACAGGACCAAUGUUUGCAGUUGCAGCAACGAGUUCAGUCAACGGAAUCUACCAAGACUAACGUUCGAGGUGCGGACCAACAACUUGCAGAGAUAUUAGACUUCCAGAAGACGUUUGCUGAAACCCGAGCGCAAACUAAGGCAGUUGAUCUCGAACUGCGUCGCUUAGAUGCCGAGGAGGCACGAAAUCACGUGUCUUAUUUAUUAUCUUUUAUGCCUCCCGCAUUUUUGAUUCGCGGUGGAGAUCACGAUGCGAUAUUAAUGCUCUUAUUAAUACCAAGAAUGACACAAAAGACAGAAAUAUUGAUCUCACAAGUUCGAGAGAAGUACAGAUCGAUCGAAAAAAUAGACAAGACUUCUGUAGUGAGAGGCCACUCGGUAGCGCAGUAUUCGUUCAGAUCUCGUUUGUGCUCGCACAUGUACGCUUUACAAACCACCCUGGGCUGCUUCGAGUCGGCUUUAAACUCUUGUAACUCGGAGAUGUUACUUAAAGCGGGAGCAGCUUAUCCGGAAAUGGCGGCGCAGGAGAAAUCCUUGGACUCAUUGAUAGAGCUGGCUAAGAGAGAUCAGUUGGACGAGAAUUUGCCGAUGGACGCGAUCGAAAAGUGCUGCGGGUACUUCGCUACAAUGUUCUCCGUACUCUUCGGCGAGAGUACAACUAUUAAUCAGGCGCGUCUAAUCGUGAAUGGUACGAGAACUUUAGGCAAUACGUGCGACGCCAUAGCUACCGAUGCUGCGGCGAUCAAAGCAUUGAUACAAGGAGAAGCUGGUGAUAUAGGUAUGCUUUGUCAACAUGUCGAGACAACGUGUGAAGUGAUCCAACAACAUUUGAAAUCUGCUAGAAGGCGAGUACCGCGCGAUCACGCUGGUCCAGCGUUUAUCGUAGGCGCCAAUUUAGGAUUAGAUAAAGAUUGCAACGAACAAUUUUUGACGUGCUACCAGCACGGCGUGAAGAUUAUAAAGACACUUCAGUAUCUAUUGAAGAGUGCCUUACAGGCUAUUACCCAAAAUGGCGAUUUAGACGCGGGAUUAGCGGCUGAUAAGUUGAAGGAAAUGGCCGCAACGUCCAGCGAAAGGGUGUACGAUACAGAAGAUCUAGGUCCUGUUGCUACUAUCAAGGCCAGCUUAACGGUAAUACAACAGCUGGCGGCAAAUCUGGCGCAGAAGAUGGCCGAGUGCGAAAACGAAUUAGCCAUAAGCGGACAGACACAAAAUCAGCAGCACUCUAAAGAGAGCAAUCAAAUAACACCAAUUGUGGCUAGAGCAAAUGCUGUAAGGAAAGAGUCGGAAGAAACGAAAAUACUCAGCAGAAAACUCGAAGCAAGAGACAGUGACAUACGUGAGGCAAGAUUAGCUUUACGAGAAAAGCAAGAAGAACUGUCCGAGAUGACGCUGCGAAAGGAGUUGGCAGAGAAGCGUUAUGCGACGCAGCAGCAUGAACACGAGAUGAAUGUCGAGAAGUUGAAGAGAAAAUUAGAAGAGGCGCAGAAUCAGUUAAAACGCAAAGAAAAAGAAUUCGAAGAAACAAUGGACCAUCUUCAAACCGAUAUCGACAGCUUAGAAUCAGAAAAGGGUCAAUUGAAAGAAAAGCUGAAGUCAAUAGGCAAGAAAACAAUAUCAGUGUCUGGCACGGACAGCAUGACAGGAAGCACUUCGAUAACAAGUACAUUGGAUAACAAAUAUUAUGUACAGGAGAUAAACGCUCUCAAGCAAGCUUUGAGUAACGAGCAUCAACAAAAGAAGAAGAUAAUGUGCGCUGUCUUGCGUCAAAAGUUAGAUAGCUUGGAACCAUUACCAUCGCCGACGAAUCUUAAGUCUCUGGAUACGAAAAUUCAAGAAUUGCGAAAAAAGACCAGCGAUCUCGUCAAGGAUGUCGAAAAGACUCUGGUAUAUCCGACAGUACCAGAUUUGAGGCGCAAAGUACCCGAAAUGUCUUAUCAUUAUUUAGUAGAACGACAGAAAAAUAUUAUGCAAUUGAAGGAACGAGUUGAUGAGUUAGUGGCUCAAGUACGUCGCGAAGCUAUUAAACGUACACCAGGUGGGAGAGCGGAAGCGAAUUUUGCCGUGUACCCAAAUCGCGAGAUGGCGGCAGCGAUGCAGAAACGCAAAUUACUCGCCGCCGAAAUAAAGAUUCCUCACAACGGUCCUGAACAGUCUUUUUCUGUUAAUGUAGGACCUCAAGAACUUAGGAAAAUUCACACUCUACUAUAUUAUUAAGAACCCGUGUUUUAUUAUUUAUUUCAUGUGACAAAGUAUGUGAUCACACAGAAUCCUCAAGAUAUGUCGUGUAAGAGAGAUUUAUUUAUUUUUUUUAAUUUUUUUUACGGUAGCAAUAUUUUGUACUGCGUUGCCGUACCCCGUUGUGCUUUAUAAAAAGAGAAGCUAGCUAAUUAUACAUAUUGUUACGAACACGACAUUAAACAAAACUUUUGUACAGGGAAUUUAUGUCGUAUCCUUGUAUUGAUGUGAAAAAGGUACAGGGCUGAUCUAGUAAUUCGUAAUUUGCACUUUUGCAAUGUUUAUUUAUUUCCGAUGGACUACAGCGCGAUGACCGGCGCAUCGCAGCUGGGAGGCUUUUUUCAGUGUUCAUUAAAUUUGUAAACACAAUGUUAUUUAGUAUUAACAAUGCGGAAGAAAAAUCAUGUGCCUCUACGGCUUUACUGUAUAUUAUAUAUAUAUAUAUGCCUUUAAGAAUUGUCAAAUAUAUAUGGUCUAAAAAUAUUU